AUAAAGGUUGAGAAAUAAUCUCAGCGAGGAGGGGUUUGACCGAGAGAAGGCAGGACUGCAUCUUGCUACGGUACACAUCCAAGUCUGGCAGCUUGCAAUGAAACAGUAGCGGAUUGUCAGCUGUAAAUAUCUGCAGAUAUCCUCAGCUGCAUCACCCCUAGCAAUAAGGUGUAGACGUCGCGUGCCGCCCACCACCUGCCAAGAUGGUGGCGCUCUCGCUGAAGAUCUGUGUCCGACAGUGCAAUGUGGUGAAGACCAUGCAGUUUGAGCCGUCCACUGCUGUCUACGACGCCUGCAGGAUCAUCAGGGAGAGGGUCCCCGAGGCCCAGGCAGGACAGGCCUCUGAUUACGGCCUCUUCCUCUCAGAUGACGAUCCCAGGAAAGGGAUCUGGCUGGAAUCAGGAAGAACCCUGGACUAUUACAUGCUCCGGAAUGGGGACAUCCUAGAGUACAAGAAGAAACAGAGACCUCAGCGGAUUAAAAUGCUGGAUGGCGCCAUAAAAACCAUCAUGGUUGAUGACUCCAAAACCGUGGGCGAGCUGCUUGUAACUAUAUGCAGUAGAAUAGGAAUCACCAACUACGAGGAGUACUCGCUGAUCCAGGAGCAGCCCGAGGAGAAGCGGGAGGAUGGCACGGGGACGCUGAGGAAAGACAGGACCCUGCUGAGAGACGAGAGGAAGAUGGAGAAACUCAAAGCCAAGCUCCACACAGAUGAUGACUUGAACUGGCUGGACCACAGUCGGACGUUUCGGGAGCAGGGUGUGGACGAGAGUGAGACUCUGCUGCUCCGGCGCAAGUUCUUCUACUCGGACCAGAACGUGGACUCCCGGGACCCAGUACAGCUCAAUCUGCUCUAUGUACAGGCCCGGGAUGACAUCCUGAAUGGCUCCCACCCUGUGUCUUUCGAUAAAGCCUGUGAGUUCGGAGGAAUUCAGGCCCAGAUCCAGUUCGGACCACAUGUGGAACACAAACACAAGCCAGGAUUUUUGGACCUGAAGGAGUUUCUACCUAAAGAGUAUAUUAAGCAGAGAGGGGCUGAAAAGAAGAUUUUUCAGGAGCACAAAAGCUGCGGGGAAAUGAACGAGAUAGAAGCCAAAGUGAAAUACGUGAAGUUGGCACGAUCCCUCCGAACGUACGGUGUGUCCUUCUUCCUGGUCAAGGAAAAAAUGAAAAGCAAAAAUAAGCUUGUCCCACGGUUGCUGGGUAUUACCAAAGAGUCUGUGAUGCGAGUGGAUGAGAAGACCAAAGACGUGGUGCAGGAGUGGCCCCUGACCACAGUGAAGAGAUGGGCUGCCUCGCCCAAGAGCUUCACCCUGGAUUUUGGUGAGUACCAGGAGAGCUACUACUCAGUCCAGACAACGGAAGGGGAGCAGAUCUCACAGCUAAUCGCAGGAUACAUCGAUAUCAUCCUUAAAAAGAAGCAAAGUAAGGAUCGUUUUGGUUUAGAGGGUGACGAGGAAUCCACCAUGCUGGAGGAAUCAGUCUCUCCAAAGAAGUCCACCAUUCUGCAGCAGCAGUUUAACCGUGUGGGUCGCGUGGAACACGGCUCCGUGGCGCUGCCCGCUGUCAUGCGAUCGGGCUCUGUUGGGCCAGAGUCCUUCAAUACGGGCACCAUGCCCUCUGCCCAGCAGCAGGUCACCAUGGGCCAGAUGCAUCGUGGACACAUGCCCCCGCUGAGCUCAGCCCAGCAGGCUCUUAUGGGCACCAUUAACACCAGUAUGCAGGCUGUGCAGCAGGCGCAGGCAGACCUCGGUGAAGUGGACACCCUGCCCCCUCUGGGACAGGACAUGGCAUCCAGGGUUUGGAUCCAGAACAAAGUGGACGAGUCCAAGCACGAAAUUCACUCCCAGGUGGAUGCUAUCACUGCGGGAACAGCAUCUGUUGUCAAUCUCACUGCAGGUGACCCAACAGACACCGACUACACUGCAGUGGGUUGUGCCAUCUCCACCAUCUCCUCUAACCUGACGGAGAUGUCCAAGGGCGUGAAGCUGCUCGCGGCGCUGGUGGAGGACGAUGUGGGCAGCGGGCAGGACCUCAUGCGGGCCGCCAGGACCCUGGCAGGGGCCGUGUCCGACCUUCUGAAAGCUGUGGAGCCUGCUUCUGGUGAGCCUCGGCAGACGGUGCUAACUGCCGCGGGCAGUAUCGGUCAGGCCAGCGGAGACCUGCUUCGGCAAAUUGGGGAGAGCGAGACCGACGAGCGAUUCCAGGACGUUCUGAUGAACCUGGCCAAAGCAGUGGCCAACGCAGCUGCCAUGCUGGUCCUGAAGGCCAAGAACGUGGCACAGGUGGCAGAGGACACGGUGCUGCAGAACAGGGUCAUCGCGGCCGCCACUCAGUGUGCCCUCUCGACCUCACAGCUGGUGGCCUGUGCCAAGGUGGUGAGCCCCACCAUCAGCUCACCUGUGUGCCAGGAGCAGCUGGUGGAGGCAGGGAAGCUGGUGGACCGCUCGGUGGAGGGCUGUGUGAAGGCCUGCCACUCGGCCACCGACGACGGUGAGCUGCUGAGGCAGGUGAGCGCAGCCGCUAGCGUGGUCAGCCAGGCACUCAGCGACCUGCUGCAGCACGUCCGCCACUACGCCAGCCGCGGGGAGCCCAUCGGCCGCUACGACCAGGCCACCGACACCAUCAUGACUGUCACAGAGAACAUCUUCAGCUCCAUGGGCGACGCUGGGGAGAUGGUCCGGCAGGCCAGGGUACUGGCACAGGCCACCUCUGACCUGGUGAACGCCAUGAGAUCCGAUGCUGAGGCGGAAAUUGACGUGGACAACUCCAAGAAGCUGCUCGCCGCAGCUAAACUGCUAGCUGAUGCCACGGCCAGGAUGGUCGAGGCUGCAAAGGGGGCCGCAGCAUACCCGGAGAAUGAGGACCAGCAGCAAAGGCUGAGGGAGGCGGCGGAGGGGCUGCGUGUCGCCACCAACGCUGCAGCUCAGAACGCUAUCAAGAAGAAGCUCAUCAACAGGUUAGAGAACGCCGCCAAGCAGGCUGCAGCCGCAACCACACAGACCAUCGCUGCUUCCCAAAACGCUGCUGCCUCCAACAAGAACACCGCCGCUCACCAGCAGCUGGUGCAAAGCUGUAAGGCAGUGGCAGACCACAUUCCUCAGCUGGUUCAGGGAGUGCGGGGCAGCCAAGCCCAGCCAGAGGACCUCAGUUGCCAGCUCACACUCAUCAUCGCUAGCCAAAACUUUCUCCAGCCCGGAAGUAAAAUGGUGACGUCCGCAAAAUCGGCAGUUCCCACGGUGGCCGACCAGGCAGCGGCUAUGCAGCUAGGCCAGUGUGCCAAGAACCUGGCCACCAGUCUGGCAGAGCUGCGGACAGCAACACAGAAGGCCCACGAAGCUUGCGGCCCAAUGGAAAUAGACUCAGCUCUCACUUCAGUCCAAACACUGAAGAAUGAACUCCAAGAUGCCAAGAUGGCUGCCUCUGAAGGGCAGCUGAAACCUCUGCCUGGAGAAUCGCUGGAGAAGUGUGCCCAGGACCUGGGGAGCACCUCCAAGGCUGUGGGCUCCUCUAUGGCUCAGCUACUCACCUGUGCUGCGCAGGGCAAUGAGCACUACACAGGUGUGGCCGCCAGAGAGACCGCACAAGCUCUGAAGGCUCUGGCCCAAUCGGCGCGGGGCGUGGCCGCCUCCACCACUGACCCCCAGUCUGCGGCGGCCAUGUUGGACUCCGCCCGUGACGUCAUGGAGGGCUCCGCCAUGCUGAUCCAUGAGGCCAAGCAGGCCCUCAUCGCUCCAGGCGAUGCCGAAAGUCAGCAGAGACUAGCACAGGUGGCCAAGGCUGUUUCCCACUCCUUGAAUAACUGUGUGAACUGCCUGCCUGGACAGAAGGAUGUGGACAUGGCCUUAAAGCGCAUUGGGGAGUCCAGCAAGAAGCUCCUAAUGGACACUCUCCCUCCCUGCACCAAGUCUUUCCAGGAGGCCCAAAGUGACCUGAACCAGAUGGCUGCUGACCUCAACCAGUCCGCCGGGGAGGUGGUGUAUGCCACCCGGGGCUCCAGCAGCCAGCUGGCUGUGGCUUCCAGGAAGUUCAGUGAGGACUUUGACAAGUUCCUGGAGGCUGGCGUUGAAAUGGCGGGACACACUCAGAGCAAAGAGGACCAGAUUCAGGUGAUUGGGAACCUGAAGAGCAUCUCCAUGGCUUCCAGCAAGCUGCUCCUGGCUGCUAAGUCGCUCUCGGUGGAUCCCGGAGCAGCCAACGCCAAGAACCUCCUGGCCGCUGCAGCCAGGGCGGUGACGGAGAGCAUUAAUCAGCUAAUCACACUGUGUACCCAGCAAGCCCCAGGGCAGAAGGAGUGUGACAACGCUCUCCGAGAGCUGGAGGCGGUGAAAGGAAUGCUGGACAACCGUAAUGAACCAGUCAACGACCUCUCCUACUUCGACUGCAUUGAGAGCGUGAUGGAAAACUCUAAGGUGCUGGGAGAGUCCAUGGCAGGAAUGUCUCAGAACUGCAAGACGGGUGAUGUGCCCGCGUUUGGGGAAUGCGUGUCCACGGCUUCCAAGGCCCUGUGUGGUUUGACUGAGGCAGCAGGGCAGGCCUCUUACUUGGUAGGCGUGUCUGACCCCAACAGCCAGGCGGGUCACGAAGGGCUGGUGGACCCCAUCCAGUUUGCUCGCGCUAAUCAAGCCAUCCAGAUGGCCUGCCAGAACCUGGUGGAUCCUGCCAGCAGCCCAUCCCAAGUGUUGUCUGCAGCCACGAUCGUAGCCAAGCACACCUCGGCCCUCUGCAAUGCCUGCCGCCUGGCGUCCUCCAAAACCAGCAACCCCGUGGCAAGGAGACACUUUGUCCAGUCGGCCAAAGAGGUUGCCAACAGUACAGCCAACCUGGUGAAGACAAUAAAGGCCCUGGACGGGGACUUUUCAGAGGAGAAUAGAGACCGCUGCCGUGUUGCCACUGCUCCACUUAUCGAGGCUGUAGAGAACCUGACGACUUUCUCCUCAAACCCAGAGUUUGCCAGUGUUCCUGCACAGAUCAGCAAUGAGGGCUCAGCCGCUCAGCAGCCCAUCCUGAGCUCAGCAAGCGCCAUGCUGGACAGCUCCACAGAGCUCCUCAAGACUGCCCGCUCGCUCGUCAUCAACCCCAAGGACCCGCCCACCUGGUCCAUCCUGGCUGCCCACUCCCGCACCGUGUCCGACUCCAUCAAAAGCCUAAUCACUGCUAUCAGGGACAAAGCCCCUGGACAGAGGGAGUGCGACUACUCCAUUGACAACAUAAAUAAGUGUAUCCGGGACAUCGAGCAGGCAUCCCUAGCUGCUGUGAGCCAGAGCCUGCCCACUCGGGAUGACAUCUCCCUGGAGGCUUUGCAAGACCAGCUGACAUCUGCAGUUCAGGAAAUUGGCCAUCUUGUCGACCCCAUCUCAACAGCAGCAAGGGGAGAAGCCGCCCAGCUGGGGCACAAGGUGACUCAGCUGGCCAGCUACUUCGAACCCCUCAUCGUGGCCUCUGUGGGCAUGGCAUCUAAGCUUCUGGACCACCAGCAGCAGAUGAUCGUGCUGGAUCAGACCAAGACCCUGGCCGAGUCCGCCCUGCAGAUGCUGUAUGCAGCCAAAGAGGGAGGAGGGAACCCCAAGGCAGCGCACACCCACGAUGCCAUCGCUGAGGCGGCCCAGCUGAUGAGGGAGGCUGUGGAUGACAUCAUGGUGACCCUGAACGAGGCAGCCAGUGAGGGCGGAAUGGUGGGUGGCAUGGUGGAGUCCAUUGCAGAGGCCAUGGGCAGGCUGGAUGAAGGCACACCUCCGGAACCAGAGGGGUCCUUUGUGGAUUAUCAGACAACGAUGGUGAAAUACUCCAAAGCCAUCGCAGUCACCUCCCAGGAGAUGAUGGCCAAGUCUGUGACCAGUCCAGAGGAGCUGGGUGGCCUGGCCUCCCAGGUGACCGCAGAUUACGGUCAGCUGGCGCUCCAGGGUCGUAUGGCAGCUGCCACCGCAGAGCCAGAGGAGAUCGGGUUCCAGAUAAAGACGCGGGUCCAGGAGCUGGGACACGGCUGCAUCUUCCUGGUCCAGAAGGCAGGAGCCCUGCAGGUCACCCCCACGGACAGCUUCACCAAGAGGGAGCUCAUCGAGUGUGCCCGGGCAGUCACUGAGAAGGUUUCCAUGGUGUUGUCAGCCCUGCAGGCCGGAAACAAGGGGACUCAGGCCUGCAUAACGGCAGCUAGUGCCGUCUCGGGGAUUAUCGCUGACCUGGACACCACCAUCAUGUUUGCCUCUGCCGGCACGCUCAACGCAGAGAAUGAGGAGACCUUUGCUGACCACAGGGAAAACAUCCUAAAGACCGCCAAGGCCCUGGUGGAGGACACCAAGAUGCUGGUGGCUGGAGCAGCUUCCAGUCAGGAAAAACUGGCCCAGGCUGCCCAGUCCUCUGCCAAGACCAUCACGCAGCUGACUGACGUUGUCAAGCUGGGGUCAGCCAGCAUCGGAUCAGAUGAUCCAGAAACACAGGUGGUGUUAAUAAACGCAGUAAAGGACGUGGCCAAGGCGCUGGCAGAGCUGAUCGGAGCCACAAAAUGUGCAGCGGGAAAGCCCGCCGAUGACCCGUCCAUGUACCAGCUGAAGAGUGCUGCCAAGGUGAUGGUGACGAACGUGACGUCGCUUCUGAAGACGGUGAAGGCCGUGGAGGAUGAGGCCACUCGCGGGACGAGGGCGCUGGAGGCCACCAUUGAGUGUAUCAAGCAGGAGCUGACGGUGUUCCAGUCCAAGGAUGCUCCAGAGCAGUCUACGACUCCGGAGGAGUUCAUCCGCAUGACAAAGGGCAUCACCACAGCAACAGCCAAAGCAGUGGCAGCUGGCAACUCCACCCGGCAAGAGGACGUGAUCUCCACAGCCAACCUCAGCCGCAAAGCCAUCACUGACAUGUUGACCACCUGCAAGCAAGCCGCGUACCACCAGGAGGUGAGCGAGGACGUCCGAGACAGGGCCCUGCUCUUCGGGAAAGAAUGCACAGCCGGCUACAUCCAGCUUCUAGAGCAUGUGUUACUGGUCCUGCAGAAGCCCACAGCGGAGCAGAAACAGCAGCUGUCCGUGUUCUCUAAACGUGUGGCGAGUGCUGUCACUGAGCUCAUCCAGGUAGCCGAGGCCAUGAAAGAUGGAGGCACAGAGUGGGUAGACCCGGAAGACCCCACAGUGAUAGCAGAGACAGAACUUUUGGGGGCUGCAGCAUCCAUUGAGGCAGCGGCAAAGAAACUGGAACAGCUCAAACCCAGAGCCAAGCCGAAGCAAGCAGAUGAGACCUUGGAUUUUGAGGAACAGAUCCUGGAGGCAGCUAAAUCCAUCGCUGCGGCAACCAGCGCCCUGGUGAAGUCAGCGUCAGCAGCACAGAGGGAGCUGGUCGCACAGGGCAAGGUGGGGUCCAUUCCUGCUAAUGCCGUGGACGAUGGCCAAUGGUCCCAGGGCCUCAUCUCUGCUGCACGCAUGGUUGCGGCCGCGACCAGCAACCUUUGCGAGGCGGCCAACGCCUCGGUCCAGGGCCACGCCAGCGAGGAGAAGCUCAUCUCUUCAGCCAAGCAGGUGGCCGCCUCCACGGCCCAGCUCUUGGUGGCCUGCAAGGUGAAGGCUGACCAGGACUCCGAGGCCAUGAGGAGACUGCAGGCUGCGGGAAACGCCGUGAAGCGGGCGUCCGAUAAUCUAGUGAGAGCAGCCCAGAAGGCGGCCUUCGACAAGGCGGAUGAUGACAAUGUGGUGGUGAAGACCAAGUUUGUGGGAGGAAUCGCUCAGAUCAUUGCAGCCCAGGAGGAGAUGCUGCGGAAGGAGAGAGAGUUGGAGGAGGCCCGGAAGAAGUUGGCCCAGAUCCGCCAGCAGCAGUACAAAUUCCUGCCCACCGAGCUGAGGGAGGAUGGGAACUGAGCCUGAGCUCCACUCCAACU
This is a messenger RNA of Megalops cyprinoides (Indo-Pacific tarpon), 7858 nucleotides long. RefSeq names its product talin-2-like. Gene Ontology annotation, cellular component: cytoskeleton; plasma membrane; focal adhesion. Gene Ontology annotation, molecular function: integrin binding; structural constituent of cytoskeleton; actin filament binding. Lineage: Eukaryota; Metazoa; Chordata; Actinopteri; Elopiformes; Megalopidae. Bases 204 to 7838 code for a protein of 2544 amino acids. The record is from RefSeq and is a predicted model, not a curated record. The transcript has 59 exons. Gene Ontology annotation, biological process: cell-cell adhesion.